Molecule: messenger RNA, 4830 nt
Organism: Hydatigera taeniaeformis
Lineage: Eukaryota; Metazoa; Platyhelminthes; Cestoda; Cyclophyllidea; Taeniidae
Source: the annotation of a GenBank genome assembly
AUGUCGUCCUCUGAGCACCGUGAUUUUCGACCCGAACAGUCUUCGGGCUCUUUGCGAUUCAAAAUUUCACUUUCAAAACAAGAAAUGGAACACGAAGAACCCGAAAGCGCUUCAAGUGAUCCACCGUUCAGGACCAGUUAUUCGCUCUAUGUUGUUUUGAGUGAGAUACAUCGACUCUGUGUCAAACGUGACCAUAAGGGUAUUUUUGCCAAUCCUGUUACCGAGGAUAUUGCUCCGGACUACUUUUCUAUUAUAUCCCAUCCAAUGGAUUUGGGCACAAUUCACUCCCGCCUCGAGUCACGUAAUUAUUACUCGACCGCGGGGCAGUACUCGUCGGAUGUUCGUCUAAUGUGUGAAAAUGCAAUGUGCUAUAACCCACCUGACACGAUCUACUAUCAGAAGGCCCGAAAGCUGCUCGCCUUUGUGGAGAAGCAGAUGGCGCCGCACAAUCUUCGCAAACUCUCCGCGGAACUCCUCAAAAUGAGUCGCCCUUUGACUGAUGAGGAAAUCGGAGGACAAUUUGAGGAGUACCACCACCACCAUCAUCAUCACCAUCAUCACCAUAAUCAGCAACAACAAGUUAAUCGCUACCGCCAGGACAGUCAAAAUCACCAUUUUACGCAAUCUGGCUCGGCGCAGAUCUAUAAUCUUGCUAUGCUUUUGCCCAGCUCUUCUACGGCUCGAUAUUCCACAGUCUCAACAGGGACUAUCUUCACCCCACCCAAGCUGCAGGAAGAGGAGGAAAUAGAAGAAGUAGACCUAUUGGAGGAUGAAGAAGAGGAAAGGGAAAGAAUGGCGACGGAAUCUUCUCCCUCUCCGGCACUUUCAGUUCGAAAACGUCGACCCUCAUCCGCCUCGAUUUCCUCCGUUAGCAAGUUACCCCGCUACUCCAGUAGUCCACCACUCCUAGUUCCAGAGGUGGACGAUUCUGUCGGACGAGUGGACAGUCCUUUGACUCAAUCAACCUGCGGUCGCAACGACAGCGAUGUCGUGACGAUCGAUUUGGAAGCCACCGAGAUCGACUUAGCAGAGGCUCCCCUCACCCUAUCUCCUACUUCCUCAAGCAUCUCCUCCUCUACUCUUCGUGGUAGUUAUCGCAAAUCUAAACGUCGGGUCAUGGGCACAAAGGUCUCCGUCUCAACACCGCCGCCGCGGCCACUGGGAUCAUCGAAGUCACGUCGAAGGAAUGGUUUCCACCCCUCUGCCAGCCCCCUUCCCGACCGCAUUUAUAGCGAGGACACAUGGACUUUCUCAUGUUGCCUCACUGAUCAAAGUAACCCGGCAGAGGUCAUAACUCAGGUUAAACACGCCGCCCGUGCGGCCAGAGCCAAGUUUCUGUCUCGCUAUGGCCGGCCAGGUCAUCAAACUAUCGUCUAUCUUGAUACUAGUGAACCAGGUAAGAUCUACGCGAAGUCUUGUGGUGAAAGCACCUGGAUGCAAAACGGAGAAGAAGGAGAAAAUGAAAAGGACCAGCGAAAACUUGUUGAUUACCCUCUUGCCUUGAGGCAACUUCUGACGCCUAAACCGCAGUCCACCGGGCAAGGCGUCUACCACGGGCUGGUGGAGCAGAUGACAUCCCAGCAGGUCGCUACGCUGCAUGCUCUAUCAAAGCUACGCUAUCAUCCUGCUGAACCAGUUGGUAUGGGGAUUCAUGGACCCUUGGCCAUCUUUGAGAAGGCGGAGUUGGCACAGCUUUGUGAUGCAUACGGUGGUGACGCAGUGACAAUGGAGAGCGUACUCUCCCUACUCACCUUUGUGGAGCCCCUAGGUGAGUGGGGAAGGCGGUGGGCACAUCAACGUAUGGAUGGUGUUACUGAUGGUUACCAUGGCAAAAUGCUCUUAGCUUUCGGGGAUCCCACUUCGGAAUUCUAUCCUAGUAAUUGGAUGAAAAAAGCUAAAUUGACGAUAGAUCCUAAUGUUUUGGAGGAAUUCAGAGCAGGAAGUAGUGAGGAGGAAAAGUGGGAGGAAGAAGCUGAAACAUCACAGGCUUCAGUCCAUUCAACGGAAAACCUUCUUUCUUCACCAAACUCAAGUGAUUUACAGACGCUGGAAGUGGAUCCUACUGGUAGUGGUCAUAUGUCCAUGGCAAAAAUGCCAUCUAAUACGUCAACGACUAAUACCACGGUGAAACAGAUGGCCACUGUCCAGCCCCUUCAGCGCCUGGUCUCCCCGUCCUGCACUUCCUCAGACGAUAAAUCCAUCGCUUCCAACACACUUGAAACUUCCACAACGGAGGCGGAAAAAGAAAGUGAAGAUGAUGAGGAGGUAGAAGACGAAGAAGGGGGAACUUUUGAUAUCCUCUCCGCAGCUCUGGAUGCUUCUGUGACUCCAGCAGUAUCAGAACAGAUGCCUCAACAACAACAAUCACAACAGCAACAAUACGUACUCACCACCUACUGUAUGAUGGAAAGUGGUGCUACGUCCGCAGUUCUCGAAGCCUCCGGCAACCCAGCCAUAGGCACCAAUCCACUCGCCGCGUCGGUGAAUGACAUCGCUCAGAUCUCGGCAUUGACAGCGGCUAUCAGUCCUAUCCAAACCCUACCUACCCUUUCAGCCACUUGUAUCGGGCUGCCGGCUUCAGUGACUGGCAAGGGUGGAUGUUCUUCAUCAACCCUCUUGGUAGUUGAUCAAAAGAUCGGGAGAGCGGACGGAACUUUGGAUGAAUCUCUACCCCUAGAAUUAGAUCUAGAGCCUAGUUCAGAGGAGUCUCCCAAGGACUCUGCCUCAGAAGGAAGCCCUCCUAAAGGUUUGGUGGAGGGGGAGGAAGAGGCUGCCGGUGCAGAAGGCGAAGGUAUUCUUCUAGAGGUUGCGGCAGAGUUGCCAAAUCAAGGACCAUUUAAAAGUAGUUCUCACCAAGUUUUGUUUCCAUCAAAGACUUUCCAGAAUUCUGCAUCAUUGAAAGUGUCUCAUACGUUCAUUGAUGUGGUGACAAAUUCAGCGAUCUCUUCUAGAACGGAAACGCACAAUUUAGACACUGAUGAAUCAGAAUUCCCUGUAGAUAAAGCACUUUUAGAAACCUCGGAGGUGGAUAUUUCGUCGAAGUUGGACACAAAUAAGAUUGAAAAAUCUUAUCCAAGUUCGAAACUUUCAAAGGAAACUUCUCCUCAAACAUCAGCCUUAAAGGAGCCUGAUGAUUCUGUGUCAUCGGAAAUGGAUACAGAGCCAUCAGCUUUCAAUCACUACCCCAGUAUCAGAGCAUUGGAGUGCGCUCAAGCACCGAACUUCAAAAAUACAGAUAUUCUUGGUAUCAGAGAAUCUGAGGUCGAUUCCUUUAAAGAGUCUGUGAAACCCUUAUCACUAACGGACGCGCAUGGAAUAAGAGUUUCAAUGGAGUCUCCUAAAGAUUCAACUGUUAAAGCCAAUUUGUCUUCCGGUACUGAAACAUUAAAAGAUUCUCAAAGCUCUUAUAGAGCAGGUUUGGACGCUCCAGUUGUCAAGGUGUCAGAUCACCCAGUCACUCAAGAAUCUCCAGCAACUUUCAUUCAAGGUGCGUUGGAAGGACCGAACUUAAAAGAAAUUCAAACACCUCCCUUGCAAGAAAAUCUUCCAAACGCGUCAAACAUGAAAAUAGGAUUUUGUGCUAUUGAAGAUUCACUGAACCCUUGCAAUAAUAUGGAGAUAGUCUCGCGAGAAUCUGUACCAGAAAUCGAAGACCAAAUCGCCACUGAAAAGUCGCAACAAAUUCCAUUGAACAUGAACCCAGGUGGAGACACGAGACCCUCGGAAGGAAUGCAAUCUUGCGCCGUUGAAGUCCAUUCAGAUUAUAUCGAUAAGGAAGGAAACGAAUAUCGGGAACCUCUCGUAAGAAAGUGGAGUCCUGCAGUUGCUGAAGAGCCGGAAUGUGCUAUCAUUGUAAAAUCACCCAAAGCUGCAUAUAUAGCUGGCGAAUUUAUGAAUGAAGAAUUAUUAAAAGAAAUUUCACCCCAACCAUCAGACUCAAUGGGAGUUACUCCACAUUCAAGCAGCGAAGCUAAUCAUAGGAUAUUUGAGGAGAGUGUGCUGGUUGAUAAUGAAUCUGAACACUCGAUCGUUGAGGUGCCUUUGAAGGUGGCAUCAAUGGCGGAUGAAUCCUUGGAACAAGCUUUAGUCCGAGAUUCUAGCACCACUAUAUCUCAGAAUAUUGGUGCAGGGGUUAAGUCACCAUGUGAGAGUCUGUUACAAACUCCUUGUGACGUCAAAAGUUCGGUAAACUUAUUAAAAAGUUCUAUUACUGAAGUCACCAACUGCGUGAAGCCUGAGCCUGUCGGAGAAUCGUCCUCAAAAACUCACUGUUUAGUGCAGCUUCAUCAUAAAGAAGUUAUGGAUAUUCCUACGCCUUUGCCCGAUGAAGUAGAUUACGAUUGUGAUGAAUCCUCCAAAUAUGGAGUUACAGACCGCUUAUUGGUGGGUAUUUCUCGUGUUAAUUCUCCCGUUGCGUUGGACCCUCCAAACCACUCAGUUGCACCAUUUCCUGCUGAAGUGGGAAUAACAAGGAUAAAUGCCACUUCCAGUGAAAACGAGAUUCCCGAACCGGUUCGCGCUUUUGUACCAUUGGAAUCCAGCUCCGAUAGUCCCAAUCCCACCGGUAGUUUAAGCGAUCACGGGGCAGUGAAACAUAGAGUAGAAAAUCAAGUUCAAAUGGAUAUGGAUGUGGAUGUUACUCCACAGAGUCAUCCAUACCAAUACGAAGUGAAUGAGGCAGAACCCGUCUCCUUCUUUGAGGAGAAUCUGCCCACAGAAACCUGCACUUCACCUCACUUUAAAUCGAUUAAUGGCGGCUCAGAACACAACAAGGGGAACAACGACCUGACCUCUGCUUCAGAUCUAUCUUCACCGACAUUUGUGGAAUAG